Molecule: messenger RNA, 1089 nt
Organism: Ostreococcus tauri
Lineage: Eukaryota; Viridiplantae; Chlorophyta; Mamiellophyceae; Mamiellales; Bathycoccaceae
Product: 2-nitropropane dioxygenase, NPD
Exons: 1
Coding region: 1-1089 (362 amino acids)
Molecular function (GO): nitronate monooxygenase activity
Source: RefSeq, a predicted model, not a curated record
AUGCCGAGGACGCACACACCGCCUCGCUCGGGACCGCAUUCCAUCGCGCCCGUGGCCUCGAUGGGGGCAAAAUUGCGCACGCGCCUCACCGAUCUCGUGCCCGCGCUCGAGCACCCGAUCGUGUGCGGUGGGAUGCACCACGUGGGCUACGCCGAGCUCGCGAGCGCGGUGUCCAACGCGGGCGCGCUCGGAACCGUCACGGCGCUGACGCAGCCGUCGCCCGAGGCGCUGCGGGCGGAGAUCGAUCGAGCGCUGCGCAUGAUCACGCGAACGGAUGGACGCGGACGGAAGGCGCCGCUGGCGGUUAAUUUUACGCUGUUACCGACGCUGCGACCGCCGGAUUACGAAUCGUACGCGCGGGUGAUUUGCGAGAGCGCGUGCGCGGUGGUGGAGACGGCGGGCGCGUCGCCAGGGGCGUUCAUCGAGAUGUUUAAGCGCGCGGGGAAGAUUGUGAUACAUAAGUGCACGAGCGUGCGGCACGCUUUGGCGGCGGAGCGAUUGGGAGUGGACGUGGUGUCGAUCGACGGGUACGAGUGCGCCGGGCACCCGGGGACGAAUGACGUCGGCGCGAUGGUUCUGUUGGCGAAAGCGCAGGAGCGGUUGAGAGUGCCGUUUUUGGCGUGCGGUGGGGUGGGGACGGGGCGGCAGCUCGCGGCGGCGCUCGCGCUGGGGGCGGACGGGGUGUGCAUGGGAACGAGAUUCAUGGCGACGAGGGAGGCGCCGAUUAAGGAAGGAAUCAAAAAGGCGCUCGUAAGCGCGGAUGAGAAUCAGACCACGCUCGUGAUGACCACGGUGAAGAACCACGAGCGGGUGUACAAAAACAAGGUGGCGGAGGAGGUGCGCGCGAUAGAGGCGGUAAAACCCGGAGAUUUCGGCGCCAUUCAUCACUUGGUUCGCGGAGAAAAUUAUCGCCAGUCGUUUCAAGAAACUGGAGAUCCCGACUCGAGCGUCUGGAGCGCUGGAUGUGUCAUGGGUCUCAUCGACGACGCUCCUACGUGCGAUGAACUCGUCGCUCGCAUCAUCGACGAGGCCGUGGACGUGAUGACGCGGCGGUUGACCGGCAUGAUCACCCAUGACGCGCGCCUGUAG